GGAGACAUACCGGACAAUGGGCAGCGCUCUGGUGCGUGCGUGUGUGCUACGCAGCGACCACUGACGGUUUCAGAGACAGAUAUUUAUGGUUUUGAAGGUGUGGAGAGAGAGAGAAAGAGAGAGAGAGAGAGAGAAGCAGCAUCGCUGCAGCCCUUUCUGGAUGGAAUGUCGAGCGUAGAUGAUAAAAAUCUACCUUCCGCACGUCAAGAAGCGACGUCGAUACCGUUACAUUGCCUCUCACUUCCAAACAGCGAGGUGAUUGUUUGGCGAAGACUUUCUUCGAGGGAAAGACGGUCGAUAACGUCCUUCCAGCGCGUGCACGCUGGGCACCGAGCGCACAGUUUCAGGAGCUAAAUGACAAGCGGCGUUCGCAGAUCUGAACCAACUGUUCGGGUGCUUAUUGGGAGGCGUCUCUAACUUUGCGCGCUAGAUAUGUGCGGAUAACACACGCGACAAAGCGUUUUUUCAACGAGAAAGGAAUUUGGGUACGUUUCAGUGCGUGUACAGGUAAUUUCUACAUUACAAGGCCAUCCCACGCGUGUCUCUGGUUGCUAUAGGAACUGAUUUGGCCUGGUAUGGCUGGGAAGCUUCACAAUGCGAGAGACAAAACAAAAGCAUGACAUCAUCAGUCCACUCGGCGCUCAAGAGGGGAGGAUAGGGCACAUACACCUUGAGAAGGCAUUGUGUACACAGUUAAAGUUUUCAUCGCCUGCAGCCAUGGUGGUAAGACCUGCCCUCCACCUUCUCCUGCUCCUCUCUUUGACUGUCUCCAGCUCUUCUGAGGGCAUAACUCACGAGGAAGUCCCACCCCCUCCUCGAGGGUGUGGCUCUGGCGUGGCCCGCCCCUACUGGGUGCUGUGCGACCUGGAGUCAGCGUGGGGCGUGGUCCUCGAGGCCCUCGCGUGUGGCGGUGCUGUGUCAUCCUUGGGGCUGGCCGCGGUGCUCCUCGCCAGGCUGAAGAUGGUGACGGAGGCAGGGGGCCGCAGCGGCGUGGGACCCCUGCUCCUGCUGCUGCUGGGCACGGCCAGCCUGUUCGGCCUGUCCCUGGCCUUCGUGGUGGGGCGCGGGGAGGCGUUGUGCGUGGCACGCCGUGCCCUCUGGGGGGCACUGUUUGCGCUGUGCUUCUCCUGCCUGCUGGUGCAGGCCGUGCGCCUGCGCAGGCUGGUGGCAGGCGGCCGCGGCCCCGCCGGGAGCUCGCUUUCUGGGCUGGCGCUCGCCCUCACGCUGGUGCAGGGUGUGAUCAACGCCGAGUGGCUGCUGCUGACAGUGGCCCGCGAGGGUCACGCCGCCUGUGAUUACCCCCCGCUGGACUUCGCGCUAGCCAGCGGCUAUGCCCUGAGCCUGCUGCUGGUUGCCACGGCGACCUCGCUGGGGGUGGUGCUGUGUGUCGGGCGUGGCCGGGAUGAGGCCAGUAGCAGCGCCGGCAGCAAGAGGCGCAGGUGGAGGUGCAACGCUGUCUGGCUUUUCCUCUGCUGCCUCACCUCCCUUCUCAUCUGGGCUGGCUGGCUCGGGUUCUAUCUCUACGGUGAUGCCGCCGUGGCGACUGCUGUGACAGGCUGGGAUGAGCCAGCGCUGGCGGUCGCCCUGGUGACGGAGGGAUGGAUGCUGCUGUUGUUCCAUGCUAUACCGGAAGCCCACCUGUGCCUGCGGCAAGCCAAUCAGAGGAGCGAGGAGGCGGGGCAGGAUUACUACGAUGCCCGGAAACCUCUGACAUCACAGGGUUACCAUGACGACGAGGCACCAACCAAUACCAGAGCAGCCUACUCAGAAAGGCAGGCUUUUUCCAUAGAGGAACAUAGCACAGCUGUACAGGCUGGGGGCUACCAUACUGGAGUAAUACGGCCCACACUUCCAUUCAGAAGCCAUGUGUACCAGCCCACUGAGAUGGCCCUGCUGAUGAACGGGGGCACGAUCCCUACGGCUCCCCCGAACUAUACCAGAAGAAAUUUGUGGUGAAAACCACAACCGCAGCAACACAGCCCAGUUGUCAUUUGGUCAAAAUGCCUUUAGAUGAUGUCACAGGGUCGAAGGGCACACAGCAUGGGUCCAGUGUCCAUGGCGAGCGAACAAACAUACACCAGUACUCGUGAAGCUGUGUCCAAGUUUUAUUGUGAUAUUUUAAUAAUUUAUAGACUAAAAACUAAACCUGAGAUAUGGUGGGGGUCACACACUGAUUUUGCACUAGUUGUUCAAAGUCACUUUUAAUCACCUAUAGUGACAAGAUAACUCUGAAACAGGUACUGUAUUAUUAUUAUUAUCAACUAGCCAGUCAUUAGUAACUAGCCUGUCUUCUCUUUCCUACAAAGCACUGCAAUACUUUAAUAAUAAGUAUUCAGUAAUACUUAAAUAAUAAUUUAUAUUGACAGGAAGAAAAAUUUUUUUUUUUUUGUAUUUUGUAAUGGCUUAUUGCUUAGGCUAUAUGGUGAGUUGACUGAGUAGUUAAAAAUAGUUAUUAACAAAGAUGAAAACAAAAUUGUGAUGAACUUUUUUAGAACCCUUGAGUCUUUUGCUUUUAGCCUUUUAUUUUAUAUAAUUUAUAUUAUUAUUAUUAUGCCCACAAGAUUGCUUUUGUAAAUGUUAAACAUUCAUAGUUUUGAUAUGGAUUCCCCCCGCCGCUAUUUAUUUAUUUAUAUGUUAUUUUUAACCCGUUUUUGCUAUUCAGGGACGUGUUUAUGUGCACUUUAAGACGAAAUGCUGUACUGUCUACACACGGUUAUAUUAUUUUAAACAUUGCGCUUGAAUAGCAUAAUUUCCGUUCAAAUUGAAUUUUCUAUUUCGCUGAAAGCAAAAUGAUUUUUUUUAAGCGUUUGGUAGCUAUUUCGUGAUUAGAGUUUUGAGUAGCCUUUAUCGUGUUUUAGUAUGUAAGGUAUUUUAGGAGAAACUUAAUGUAGGUAGCACUUUAAAUUGCAGAAGAGACGUUUAAGUUUAUUAUCUGUGCUGGUGUUGACACUAAUUUGAAACCAUAAUGGGUCGUGUGGUUUUUGGACGUGUUACCAAUACCACCAGCUGUUCUGAUUUUCCUCGCCGACACCCCGUUUGCUCCCUAACUGUUGCCCAUUUCUCGGGAGGAGUUGUGCUUGCGUAUGGCGAACAUUUAUUACUUUACUUACGAGACAUUGCCUCUGCUGUUGUACACGUAACACACAUGCUUAUGAGAAAUACGAUCGUGUUGAAUAAACUGUGAAGUUUA
Messenger RNA from Electrophorus electricus (electric eel), 3190 nucleotides. It is a transcript of the gene gprc5bb, whose product is annotated as G protein-coupled receptor, class C, group 5, member Bb. The record is from RefSeq and is a predicted model, not a curated record. Gene Ontology annotation, biological process: G protein-coupled receptor signaling pathway. Lineage: Eukaryota; Metazoa; Chordata; Actinopteri; Gymnotiformes; Gymnotidae. Gene Ontology annotation, molecular function: protein kinase activator activity; protein kinase binding; G protein-coupled receptor activity. Gene Ontology annotation, cellular component: intracellular membrane-bounded organelle; extracellular exosome; plasma membrane.